AUGCUUAGACCGAAGAUAAGAAGUUGGAUGGGAGGAGUUGGAGGAGAGGAGUUGGAUGGGAGGAGUUGGAUGGGAGGAGUUGGAUGGGAGGAGUUGGAUGGGAGGAGUUGGAUGGGAGGAGUUGGAUGGGAGGAGUUGGAUGGGAGGAGUUGGAUUGGAGGAGUUGGAUGGGAGGAGUUGGAUGGGAGGAGUUGGAUGGGAGGAGUUGGAGGAGAGGAGUUGGAUGGGAGGAGUUGGAUGGGAGGAGUUGGAUGGGAGGAGUUGGAUGGGAGGAGUUGGAUGGGAGGAGUUGGAUGGGAGGAGUUGGAGGAGAGGAGUUGGAUGGGAGGAGUUGGAGGAGAGGAGUUGGAUGGGUUUUGCUCACAGGUUGGCGAGGCUUGCAGAGAGUGGGAAGGAUGGCAGCGGCUGGGAUGGUAG
This is a messenger RNA of Closterium sp. Naga37s-1, 417 nucleotides long. Lineage: Eukaryota; Viridiplantae; Streptophyta; Zygnematophyceae; Desmidiales; Closteriaceae. The record is from the annotation of a GenBank genome assembly.